UAGGGGAGGAAAUGUUUAUUCCAGCAUCGCCUUUCCACACUGUGGAUGUGUAAGGCUGGAACAGAAAGGGGAGGAUUUCAUGUUAUUUCCAUUCCCAGUUUGAAACAGCAAAUGGUUUGAUAAAUACUGCGUGACUCCGCUGACAAGUUUUAAUUGUAUAUAGUGUAACACAAAUAUAUAAUCAUAAUUAAACUGUCAUUAUAUGUUAUAAAUAAUAUAAAUUAUUAAUGGUUAAAAAAUCGAAUACGUCCAUUCGUUUGCCUGUUACCACUUAUUGCGUUAAACAACAUUUUUCGACGUAUUUGACCUACACACAGAGCGAUUCCUGAUUUGUUAUUCAUUUAAGAACACGACCAAGUGACAUAUUUAUAUUAUAUUUGCAAGCCUAUUCAAGAUUCUAAAGAAUUCAUUCAGGUAAUAAUUUGCUGUCCACAGUGAUAACAAAAUAAAAAAGUAUUUAACUUCCACCCUUUAAGAAGAAUUUAUAUUUGAGGACAUUUACAAUAAAUCGUCAUGAAGUUGAUAAUCGAAAUAUUGAGAUUAUUUUUAAGAAGACCGUCUACUAGCGAAACUUUUAGAGCUUGGAUACUAUCUGCUCUUAUGGUACACGGAGCAGUAGCUGGCAACCCGGACGCAAAACGGUUAUAUGAUGAUCUCUUAAGCAACUAUAAUAAAUUAGUUCGACCAGUUGUAAAUACUACAGAUGUUCUUAAAGUAUGCAUAAAAUUAAAAUUGUCGCAGCUUAUUGAUGUGAACUUAAAAAAUCAAAUAAUGACCACCAAUCUUUGGGUUGAGCAGUCCUGGUAUGACUACAAGCUUCGUUGGGAACCAAAAGAAUACGGUGGAGUUCACAUGUUACAUGUACCGUCUGAUCAUAUAUGGAGGCCAGAUAUUGUUCUCUAUAAUAAUGCUGAUGGUAACUUCGAAGUGACUCUAGCAACAAAAGCCACAAUUUACUCUGAAGGAUUAGUUGAAUGGAAGCCACCAGCUAUAUACAAAUCAUCCUGUGAAAUAGAUGUAGAAUAUUUCCCAUUUGAUGAACAGACCUGUGUUCUAAAGUUUGGCAGUUGGACUUAUGAUGGGUUUAAGGUCGAUCUGAGGCACAUGGAUGAGCAGCAGGGCAGUAAUGUAGUGGACGUUGGUGUGGACUUAUCUGAGUUUUACAUGUCUGUAGAGUGGGAUAUUUUGGAAGUUCCAGCUGUAAGGAAUGAAAAGUUUUAUACAUGUUGCGACGAACCUUACUUGGAUAUAACAUUUAAUAUAACAAUGAGAAGAAAAACGCUGUUUUAUACAGUUAAUAUAAUUAUACCAUGUAUGGGCAUUUCAUUUUUAACCGUUCUAACAUUUUACUUACCUUCGGAUAGUGGAGAGAAGGUUACACUUUCUAUUUCUAUUCUUAUUAGUCUUCACGUGUUCUUCCUUUUGGUGGUUGAAAUCAUUCCACCUACAUCGUUGGUUGUUCCUCUUUUGGGAAAGUAUCUUAUAUUUGCUAUGAUACUCGUUUCUAUAAGUAUCUGUGUUACGGUUGUCGUUUUGAACGUUCAUUUUCGUUCUCCUCAAACUCAUAGAAUGGCACCCUGGGUUAAACGCGUGUUUAUUGACUUUUUGCCAACAUUUUUAUUUAUAAAAAGGCCUACAUACAACUUUGAAACAAGUAAAUUACUUUUAAAGGACACACACGCUUGCUUUUAUCCGUAUUAUUCUACGACCAAUAUUGAUCGCCUUGUGUCUUCAGGAUACAAUCAUAGUCAGACAAAGGAAGAUGUAUCACAAAGCAUAACAGCUAAUGGACCCUUUGGAGGAAGCUGUCGAGUGCAUGGAACCGUGCCGCCACUCACCCACUGCAGCUCGGAAGAAAUAGCAGCCGUCCCUGACAUGGAUAUUAGUAGUUUAGGGAUUAAGAGUCCCAUUCUAAGCAAUCCCGCAUUUUCUCACUCGAAAUGUCUCCCGAAAAUUCAUAAAAGCUGCUUUUGUGUGCGCUUUAUAGCGGAGCAUACUAAACUGCAAGAGGAUUCAACAAAAGUUAAAGAGGACUGGAAAUACGUUGCUAUGGUGCUGGAUAGACUAUUUUUGUGGAUAUUUACAUUGGCCGUUGUAGUUGGAACCGCUGGAAUCAUUUUACAAGCCCCGACAUUGUAUGAUGAUCGUAUUCCUAUCAUUGAACAGAAGGAUUUGGACUUUUCUGGAGCUUCGGCCGGACGCUGCAGACCUCCGCAAUAACACUAUUUUAUUGGAGAGAUUUAAGAAAUACUUCGCAGGAUUCAUAUUGCUCAACAAUUCAUACUGGAUCAAAAUCAUCACUCAGUCGACAACGACGACGGCAGUACCGAAAAAAUUUUAAAAUGACUUUUUGACAUAAGAAAUAAUAUUCUUGCCACUUUUAUACAUCUAAAAUUACAUUUAAAAGUUAUUUCAAACCCUAAGUGACUUUUGUGGCUUCACGCAAUUUCAAACGUCUUAUAUAUAUGACCAUAAAUACAUUGCGAUUGAAAUUAUAUUGGACACGGUGUUAGAAGGUUAGGUAGCUUAAUGUGAAUUAUACGUUUUCGUAAAAUUAAAUGACCAGUGUUUAAGGAGUUUUAAAUUAAUAUGAUUCUAAUAAAUUAUAAUAUGAUAAUUAAAUUAAUGUGUUAUGCCUACGAAGAUAAAAAAUUGUAAUUCGAAUCGUUUUAUUUGCGAUUAGACAUUGCGAUUAGACAUUUGGCCCAGUGAAUUCGUUUUAAAUGCCAGAACGAAAACUAAAAUUAUGUACUCGUACCCAUGCAACCGAAGAUGUAUAGCAUUAAUUUUUUAUUAAAGGUCUUAAGCCAAAAAACAUUUCAUUCUGGUAAAAACCUUCACCAGUUUGGUGGCCAAAAAAUGUCUGUAUAGAGUUUCCUAUCAAAAUGAACUAAAUUAGGUUUUUACAUGGUUUUUAAAACUUUACUUAGGUUAAAAAACAAUAAACAAACAAACUUAGUUCAAACUACAUUUUUUUGAUUUAUUUAAAUCAAAUGGUUUUUAUUUUGUUAGACAAAUUGUUUUUGUUAUGCUAGGGAUAAUAGUAUGCGCACCUAAUAGAAAAUAUAUUUGUUAAUCAUUUAUUAAAAACGACAUCUAGAUAUCAUUUAAAUUCUAAGUCAGGAAAUAAAGAAUAAGUGUCGUUUAAAGCCUUUUUAUAAAGGCAACUUAAACAUUAUUUUAAUUCGUUUUUUUAUGGGAGACCCUAACUCGCGGCCGUAGAAAAUCAUUUUUGCUUUGAAUUUCCUUUAAGAAAUGUAUUCAACAAAAAUAGCUAUAUGCACGGGUUCUGUGAAAUGGGUCUUUAAAAAUUGGAAAAAUGCUGUCUUUUUGUUUUUUUUUAACCGCGAACUUGUAAUUGGUUAGUAAGUAAACCUUUGAAAUGAGGAAAUGAGACAAUUUUAAUCUUAACUGAAAAGAGUAAAGUUAUUUUUUAAUAUAGUAAGUAUUCACUAAUAGUAGUACCAUCGGCCUCUGUCUUAAACACUUACUUAUCUUUUCAUAACUGGACGAUUUAAAAAAAUAACGAUUUAAGCUAAUUUUAAGGAAUGAGGGUCAAAAAUACCAAAAAAACGUUGUUGACUAUGAUAAUUACUGUUAAAAAACAAGAAAGGAAGUUAACUUCGGCAAAGCGAUGUUUGUAUAACCUUGCAGUUAUAAGAAUUAAACAACUUUAGUAAAUAAUUUUUUCAUAUUAUUUUCCCACCAAUUUUCCGAUCGUUCCUAUGACAGCUAUAUGAUAUAGUAUUCCGAUUUUAAUAUAUUUUUAAUUCGAAAUUCAGAACUAAUUAAAAAAUGUUAUUUUCAAGCUUAGAAGGCUAUAUGUUAAAGAACACCAAAGAUAUAAUUUUUUUCAUGUUUUCCGACCCAUUUUCCGGUCGUUCCUAUGGGAGCUAUACAAUAUAGUCGUCCGAUUUUGAUAGAAUUUAAUUCGAAAUUCAAAACUAAUUAAAAAAUGUUAUUUCCAAGCGUAGAAGGUUAUAAGUUAAAAAACACCGAAGAUAUAAUUUUUUCGUAUUAUUUUACCACUAAUUUUCCGGUCUUUCCUAGGCAGCUAUAUAAUAUAGUCAUCCGAUUUUGAUAAAAUUUAAAUCGAAAUUUAAAACCAAUUUAAAAAUGUUACUUCCAAGCGUAGGAGUUUAUAAGUUAAAAAACACCUAAGAUAUAAUUUUUUCAUAUUAUUUUACCACUAAUUUUCCAAUGGUCCCUAUGGCAGCUAUAUGAUAUAGUCGUCCGAUUUUGACAAAAUUUAAAUCGAAAUUCAGAACUAAUUAAAAAAUGUUAUUUCCAAGCUUAGAAAGUUAUAUAUUAAACAAGAAAGGAAGUUAAUUUCGGCAAGCCGAAGUUUGUAUACCCUUGCAGUUUAAAAAAAUAAUCAAUAAUUUUAUUAAACUGAAUUCUAAAUUCUUAAAAAUAUAAAAACGUAUAUUCCCAAUAUUAUAAGAUAAUAUGUCAAAAAGCCCCAAAGCUAUAAUUUGUUUCAUAUUAUUUUCCCACCAAUUUUCCGAUCGUUCCUAUGACAGCUAUAUGAUAUAGUCGUCCUAUUUUAAUAAAAUUUAAUUCGAAAUUCAGAACUAAUUAAAAAAUGAUAUUUCCAAGCUUAGAAAGCUAUAUGCUAAAGAACACCAAAGAUAUAAUUUUUAUUUCAUGUUAUUUUCAAGAGUAGAAGGUUAUAUGUCUAAAAACACCGAAAAUAUAAUUUUUCUAUAUUAUUUUUUUCCACUAAGUUUUGAUUGUUCCUAUGGGAGCUAUACGAUAUAGUCGUCCAAUUUUGAUAGAAUUUAAUUCAAAAUUCAAAACUAAUUAAAAAAUGUUAUUUCCAAGUGUAGGAGGUUAUAUGUUAAAAAACACCAAAGAUAUAAUUUUUUUUUUAAUUUUUUCCCCAAUAGUUCCUAUGGGAGCUAUAAGAUAUAGUUGUCCGAUCCCACUGGUUCCGACUUAUAUACUACCUGCAAUAGAAAAAAGACUUUUGGGUAAGUUUCAGCCCGAUAGCUUUAAAUCUGAGAGACUAGUUUGCGUAGAAACGGACGGAGAGACGGACAGACAGACGGACAUGGCUAUAUGGACUCGUCUUGUGACGCCGAUCAAGAAUAUAUAUAUUUUAUGGGGUCGGAAACGUCUCCUUCACUGCGUUGCAAUCUUCUAACUGAAAUGAUUAUAUCCUCUGCAAGGGUAUAAAAAAACAAAAAACCAUUUUUUUAAAUUUGAGGUUCUUUUCUUAGAACUCUUGCUGGGGAACUUUUUCGUAAAACCAGUUGAAAAUGGCAGUUUAAAGCGAAUAAGACUUUCUAAUAACCAUCAAGGUAAAUUAGAUAGUGUUAUUUAUGACACCUUAACAAAUUUAUGUCAACAUUGUAAGUUAAAAUUUUGUAGUAUAUAUCUAACAAUUAGCGUGAAAAUAUGUGAAAUAGAAAGUUAACAUUUUAGAAGACAGAAAUAAAACUAUUGAAAUUAAUUAAAAUGUAUGUAUUUGUUAAAAAAUAAAGUUGAUUC
Molecule: messenger RNA, 5493 nt
Organism: Drosophila biarmipes
Lineage: Eukaryota; Metazoa; Arthropoda; Insecta; Diptera; Drosophilidae
Gene: nAChRalpha4
Product: acetylcholine receptor subunit alpha-like
Exons: 13
Coding region: 514-2220 (568 amino acids)
Biological process (GO): nervous system process; chemical synaptic transmission; regulation of membrane potential
Cellular component (GO): neuron projection; synapse; postsynaptic membrane
Molecular function (GO): transmembrane signaling receptor activity; acetylcholine-gated monoatomic cation-selective channel activity
Source: RefSeq, a predicted model, not a curated record